AUGGAGACGUAUUACGGACACGUUCGCACACCCGCGGACGCUAUCAUUCUUUUCGAGGCUUGUCGCAUCGGCCUUUUACCUCGUGUACAAAGACGAUUAUCAGAGAAAGAGCGACAAUCAAUCCGGUCCGGUUCAGUCUUUGUAUGGGAUGAGCGAGAAGCGGGUAUGCGGCGAUGGACCGACGGGAAGUCAUGGAGUGCCAGUCGUGUAUCCGGUAGCUUUUUGACUUAUCGCGAAAUGGAAGGCAAACGUGGAGGCGGCAGUGUUUCUCAGGGCUCUACCUCUCGAGGAGGCAAGACUCCUGAGAGUCGGGGCAGUGACGAUGACCGGGGCGAUGGCACAGACGAGGGACCAGAUGGCUACCGUUACAAGCCAGAUGGUUUGAUGAAACAAUCCUUCAGUAUCACGACAUCAAACGGUCAACACUUGCAUCUGAUCAGCUAUUACUCACGUUCCCAUCCUUCUGCCGCCAACUUGCAACAACCAACUUCAGAUCCUGCGCUGCGCCAUGUUCGACCCCAGAAAGGUCUCUAUCCCGAAUCGACAGUCAAUGAUCAGCAAAAUCUCCCUGUCGUUACCCGUGGACCUAUGGCAGGCGCUGCUUACCCCAUCACUCCUCAUCCCCUCGGCGCAUACCCGCGCGUCACUCAUACACAGCCAUACCCGCCUGCCUAUGCUUGGCCGCCUACUCCUCUCGCCACACCACCGACUGUCUCGGUUCAAUAUGGCCCUGGCCCUUCAUAUCUCCCCCCGGUAGGUGCCAAUGGACAUCAUCAUUAUGGCCCGCCACAUCACCAGCCUCCACCCCAUCAACAUGGCGGACUUCCACCGCCUCCACAUGGGAUGUCAGGCCCAUAUGAUCGACCACAUAUGGAAUCAACAUUACCUCCAGCUGGACCGCCACAACAACCAAGCUACAUGAACCGAUCGCCACGCUCAAUACACGACGCUCACGCACAUGCCCAUGCCCAUGCUCAGGCCCAAGCCCACGCCCACGCAGCACACGCUCACGAGCAACGCACCCCACCGGUCUACGGACAUGCUCUAGUUGAUCCUCGCAUGGCAUCACCGCGCGUGCCAGUUCAGUCCAUUGCGCAGUCAAACGGACACGCGCACAGUCCUCACCUGGUGAAGCAGGAGCAUUCCGCCUCGUUGCCCUCUCUCAACCCGAUCGCCGUCUCACCAAAGUCCUCCGACCCGGCGAGUGCUGGAAAUGCAGUUCCUGGCAUCAACUCAUUAAUGAACGGUGCAUCGCUGGCACCUCUUUCCGCAACUGCCUCUCCCGGUGGUCCGGCCACGAGCUCGAACGGAGCCCCCGCACAGAGCUCUUUCGCUGACGGGCCACGAGAUAUUCCUAAUGAGAAGAUCGGAUUCGGUGGUGAGGACACGAGGGCGUUGCGCCAGCUGGACCGCGCCUUCAUCGCAUGA
Molecule: messenger RNA, 1428 nt
Organism: Penicillium concentricum
Lineage: Eukaryota; Fungi; Ascomycota; Eurotiomycetes; Eurotiales; Aspergillaceae
Product: camp independent regulatory protein
Exons: 1
Coding region: 1-1428 (475 amino acids)
Molecular function (GO): DNA binding
Source: RefSeq, a predicted model, not a curated record